CCCCCACCAUUUUCAAACUUGAAAUACCCACUCCUAACUCACGCUCUGCUCCUCCUAACACACACCCUAUCUCCCCCCCCCCCCUCUCCCUCUCUGCAAUAACAAUUGCUGUGCCUAGUUACAUUCCUGUAUGUAAUUGAUCUCUCUAUUCGGAUCUAAAAAUGGACAGAAUCAGAGAUAUACACAACUCUAGAAAAACUUCCACCAACACACUUGGAGCAGGAAACCAUAAGGACAGAGGUACUUCAAAGUUGGUGUCACCAAAUGUAGUUGCAAGAUUGAUGGGUCUCGAUGGCUUACCAUCUCCGGAGGUGAGUCAUAUAUCACAAAAAGUACCUGCUGACAAUAAAGGGAAGAUUGCUUUACCAAAGAUUUCAGAUCGAGAUGCUCAUUGGCGUGAGCUCCGGUCUUAUAAGAAGAGCUACAUGGAGCAGUCAGAGUUUAAGGAUGUGUUUGAAGACACAAUCAACAAAUCGAGCUCCAACAAGAACCUGGGAACACAAUUUCUUCAGCAAUCAGAUUCGUUGUUUCUAGAAAAUCUGCCUAUGCAAAAAGCUCCUUCCAGUUAUGAAUACAAUCGCAUAGCAGUUUUGAAGCCAUCACAUUCCACAAAUCAAAAGGCCAAGGACAAGGGAUGGCAAGAUGAACGGGAAGGUCCCAUGAAACAUGGUUUUGUGAGGCACACUUGCAAUAAUCAUGGCUCUCAAAGCCUAUACAAGUCAUCAACCAUUAGCCCAGACAGAGCAGGCGAGUCUGACAUUAUGGCUAAACGAAUUGUUAUUCUGAAGCCAAACUAUGUGAAGGCACAUAAUGCUUUUAACCCCGUGUCAUUGUCAUCGCCUGAUUCUUCACAAUUUAAUUUCCCCGUCUAUAGCGAAUAUGAACAAUCUGAAGAUAGUUAUAGGGAAGGAUACUAUAGAAACAUGGAUAUUUUUAAAGACGUAGACUUCUCAAGGCGCAAGUCUAGAGAAGUAACGGAAACUGUCAUGAAAGCUACCAGAGAAAUGAGAAACACUUACAGUCGCAUGAAGAAUAGGAGAGGCACUGCUAAAGAAUUAAAUGGGGAAACGGUCGAGGAAUUUGGUUAUGUGAUGAAUAAUUUUCCAUCUCCUUUUAGAGGAAGUCCUGAUAUUAGUGGUCUUUAUGAUUUCUCUGGAAAUGUUACUGCGAGUGAAUCAGAAGAGACAAAGUUAACUUACGAUUUCACAGAAUCCUUCGCCAGUAGUGAGGCAAAAAAGAGAUUGUUAGAGAGGUUAAAAAAGGCCUACAAGUAUGAGGAUAAAAGAAACAUGACAAGGGAUGUUUAUCAAUAUGCAGGGAUGGAUGGUAAAAAAAUUACACUUGGUGAAAUGCUUUCUACAUCUGAUAAGAAAGUAAGAAAUCUGGAUGUCACAAUGGGUGGUAUAAGCAGCAAGGACGGUUGGAAGGACAGUUUUUCCAAAUACUCAUCAAACUCUAGAUCAAUUUGUCAACUGCCAGGAGUAGUAAGUGAGAAAAACAAUGCAGGUGGUGAAUGUCGAGUUGAUGACAAGUUGCUGGUGCCGAAAGAAGACACAUAUCAGUAUCAAAGGAAAGUAGUAGAUAAAAAUUGUAAGAAGAAAGAGAAUUCCUCAUUGAACAGCUUAAAGUCCAGCAAGAGAAGAUCACUAUCAGAUCGCAAGAAAUAUGCCUAUAAUACUGACUCAUCACUAGAAAUCUAUCCGAGUCAGGAUCAGACGGAGACAAACUUCAACAAGGAAGGUUCUCCAGAUAAGCAGUUGGGAGCAUCUCAGACAUCAGGAAAUAUUACAAGUAUUGCAGAUGCGGACAUCAUUCAGAAUGGGUCUAGAAACCUCUCUCCAAGAUCUUCUGAUGAGAUGCCUCAAGAACCAUCAAUAUUCAUGAAAAAUAGUGAUGAUUCCUCUGUUGGUAAUCAAGAGAAUUCUACUCCACAGCGUACUAAAGCUGAGGCAGAAUCUUUGGAGAGUUCCAAGGAAGCUGAUCAUCCAAGUCCUGUUUCUGUUUUGCAAGUUCCAUUAAGAGAAGAUGAUGCAUUAUCAGGUCCUGAGAGCUUUGAGCAAGUCAGCGCUGACCUUCGAGAGCUUCAAAAGCAACUUCAGCUACUCAGGAGAGAAUCCAGGUCAGAUGAAGGGGAUUCCACACCUCAAGAUGAUGACUACGAUGUCCAGCAAGGGUCAGUCACAGAUUCUGAUCACAGAAGAGAGAAUAAACCUGAGUGCUGGGAAUCAUCUUACAUUGCUGAUGUGCUGAUUGAGUCUGGUUUUGCUGAUACUGACACAGACAUGUUCAUGACUAUAUGCUACUCAACUGAUUGUCCUUUGGGGCCGUGGGUAUUUGACAAUCUAGAGAGUAAGCACUAUAGUGAGGUAAACAGAUUAAAACAUGAUAGGAGACUACUGUUUGAUCGCAUAAAUAUAGCAUUAUCGGGAAUGCCAAAAUCCUUUGCGGAGCCAUUGCCCUGGGUGAAACCGUCAGCAGUGGGAAUCCGAUUCAAGUGGCAGGCAUGUGAGAUCAGAGAUGAGCUAUAUAAACUACUCGAAGUUCAAGUAAGAGAAGCCAGCGAGGAAGAUUCAGAAAAACUACUUGACAAAGAAAUGCACUGGAUGGGCUCGCGAGAUUGCAUUGAUGCAAUUGGUGUAGAAAUUGAGAAGUUGCUCACAGAUGAACUACUAACGGAGCUUUUGAACGAUGUUAAGUUCUCCAAUUAGAAUUGUUUACCUACGUUGACAGAUAUUAUCCUAUGACCUGAUCAAUCUUGGAAAAGAAUGAUUAGUAGAAUAACAUUUCCAUAGAUUAUGGUCUAUGACUAGUAGCAAGUAAGAACCUUUUCUAUUUGAUGUUCAUUCUAAACAUGAUAACAAAAGGAGCAAUAACCCUGAAAUUCAAUUCUGUCA
This is a messenger RNA of Daucus carota subsp. sativus, 2894 nucleotides long. RefSeq lists its product as uncharacterized. The record is from RefSeq and is a predicted model, not a curated record. The transcript is spliced from 4 exons. The coding region runs from base 162 to 2708 and encodes 848 amino acids. Lineage: Eukaryota; Viridiplantae; Streptophyta; Magnoliopsida; Apiales; Apiaceae.